Messenger RNA from Pollicipes pollicipes, 2665 nucleotides. RefSeq lists its product as uncharacterized. The transcript is spliced from 11 exons. The coding region runs from base 1 to 1380 and encodes 459 amino acids. Lineage: Eukaryota; Metazoa; Arthropoda; Thecostraca; Pollicipedomorpha; Pollicipedidae. The record is from RefSeq and is a predicted model, not a curated record. Gene Ontology annotation, molecular function: protein binding.
AUGCCAGUACCCGCUGUGCUACGGCACCGCGGUGAUGAGCAGAGUCCACAACACCAGGUGGAGUGUGCAGUGCUGGCCGUCGGCGGGGUGCGCGCCCGACCGGAGGUCGAGGACUGGAGUCGGCCGGCCGCUUACCUCGAGGCCAUCACCACAGUGCGGCUGCUGAAGCUGCAGGAGACGCAGCCGAUGCUGUGGGAGCGAGUAAUGCAGAUGGACGCCAGCCCAGACCACUGGCCCUCGUCCGAGGUCGCCGCCGUGUUCCAGCACAACGUGAUCAACUUCCUCAGGAGUGUCUGCAAGGUGGAGGCCGACGAGAAGCUGCUGCACAAGCUGGGCGGCAUUCUGGUGACGAACGCCUUCGAAGCGCGCGGCCGCGGUCCCGGCUCGCACGUGCGCUGUCUGUUCCCCGACGCCGGCCUUCUACCGCACAGCUGUCGCCCCAACGUGCACCACACGGUCGACCGGGAGUACGUCAUUUAUCUGCGGGCCGCACAGCCCAUCAAAAAGGGUGACACCAUCUUCACCUCCUACACCCACUGUCUGGCCGGCACUCUCACCCGGCGGGAGCACAUCAAGUACAGCAAGUUCUUCGACUGCACUUGCGAGCGUUGCGCCGAUCCCACAGAGUUCGGCACCUUCUUCUCCGCCCUCAAGUGCUGCAGCUGCGGCAAAGGCACCAUUCUACCCAAGGACAGUCUGGACGCCAAGUCUGAGUGGAGUUGCGGCGAGUGUUCAUACGAAGUUCACCCGGACAACGUCAGGAAGCUGAACAUGAUGCUGCUGAGAGAAUUGGACAGUCUUGACGGCCACGACUUCAUCGACCACGAGAUGUUCAUCAGGAAAUACUCCAACCUGUUGCACCCCAACCACUUCCUCAUCUUUGACACCAAACACAGGCUGUCGCAGAUGUACGGCAGGACACCGGACUACUACCUCCAGGACCUGACCGAGGUGCACCUGAAGCGGAAGGUCGAGCUUUGUCGAGACGUGCUGGCUCUUGCUGUCAAGAACGCACCAGGCAUUGCUCGACUGACAGGUCUGACGUAUUACGAGCUGCACGCCCCUCUCAUGGUGCUCGCCCAACGCCAGUACGGCAAGGGUGCCAUCUCGCGGACAGAAAUGAAAGGACUACUUGAUGAGGCAUCCGAAAGUCUGCAGAAGGCGAUCGGCAUGCUGAAAUAUGAGCCGACCGAUUCGCUCGAGGGGAAGAUUCACGCGGCAGCGCUGCAGAAUGUGACGGAACUGGAGGAUCUGCAGCGGACAGUAGAGCACCUACCCGAGACUGGCCGAGGACACAUGACACCAGAGCACAUCGAGCAGCUGGUGGGCUCGUUCAACGCCAUCCUGGAGCUCAUGGAUGACUACCAGUGGCGCGUCUAGAGCUGUUGUCGGCGAUCAGAGGCAUGCUUGUUGCCUGAGGCUGAGUAGGACCGCAAAUAUGGAAUUGUCUAGCUGACGUCCUCUGUCUGCGUGUGUAGGACUCACAAAUGGCAUCGGAAGUGUCUCUAGUGCUGAAGGAGUCUAACAUUGCGCGCCUAGAGCUGGUUUUGCCAACCUCGUGCUGCUGGUGCUGUCAGAACAAUAAGUGCUGGUGCUGCCGGAGCGAUGCGUGAAGGCAUUUGGCAGCAUGUGAGAACGGAAACGACCCUCGCCUUUUGUACCCUGCCGUUUUGACCAUACGUGCUGCUGAUCCCUCAAGGUGUCGGCCUCUGGCGGCGUUGCGUUGUAGUGCCUUUGUAGUGCCGACGUGGUAUCGGUGCACGCUGGCCAGAUGUGAACGCUCUCAGUCAGCCCCCGGGUGGCGAUGUUGGCGACAUUGCUCUGCUGUAUAGAGGCGUGCUUAACUUGAAGACAACGCUUUGGCGUGCCAUUCAGAUGACUAGCCUAGCUUCAGGUAAACUUUACCCAAAUGUUUCCGCAGUCCCGCAGGAUCUGCCAUUUUUGACAAUAUUAAGUGAUGCCGGUCAAAACGAGGCACAUGUGUUGCGUAAAGACCUGCAGUGCAAUUGUUGGCAGUGGUGCGCGAUCUCCGACCGAUUAGAGCCUCACCUAUAGCUCUGAUCUCAGAGUAUCAGAGUCGCGCCCUCUACCAGCGGGAGCCGAGGGGCUCGUGGCCACUAGUCUGCGUCUCCCCUGGCGCCUCCCCUCCUGUCCGGUGUGCUGAGGCCGCCGAAAAACUUGUCCGCUUUUCCCCACAUGGAUUCGAGUAGACCUGUGCGCUGCUGUGGUCUACAGAGAAAUGGGGCACGUGCUGAGCUUCUGGCCUUCAGAAGAAGAAAAUCACGCUGCCAAGUAUCCUGUUUGAAACCGGUUAUUGUCAGCGGUGCGAUCCUUAGAUCGUCUCUCCUGCAUCGACAAGCCUGCCUGUCCAGUCGGGGCUCCCUUGUGACGGGUGUCCAUAUCUGGUGGCGCCCAGCGGCCACUGCCUGCUGACGAGACAAGCCAGCUACCAACCGGCUUCUGUUUGCCGUCCCGAGGGGUAUUAGGACGCGCUUGUCGUUUGAUCGGAGCAGUGAAGUGCCGUUUGUGACCCAGACCUGCGUGCAGACUGUCGUCAACAUGCGGUCUUUGGACUGAGCAAGCCAACUCGAAUGAUCCAGGGUGAUAUACUUCAUGUUUUCAAAAGCCGCGAGUUAUUUUCAAAAUGAUAAAUACAUUUACGAAG